This is a messenger RNA of Alosa alosa (allis shad), 6617 nucleotides long. RefSeq names its product NAC alpha domain containing (gene nacad). The transcript has 9 exons. Gene Ontology annotation, cellular component: nascent polypeptide-associated complex; cytoplasm. Lineage: Eukaryota; Metazoa; Chordata; Actinopteri; Clupeiformes; Clupeidae. The coding region runs from base 399 to 6506 and encodes 2035 amino acids. The record is from RefSeq and is a predicted model, not a curated record. Gene Ontology annotation, biological process: protein targeting to membrane.
AAGAAAGACAUGUAGAAAGGGCAAAAGAGGGAGGGGAGAGAACGAAAGAGAGAGAGAGAGAGAGAGAGAGAGAAGGAGAGAGAAGGAGAGGCAGAGGCAAGAGGUCCUGUAAUGAGAGUGCAUACUGCAGCUCUCUCUCAGAUUCCACACGCUGUCAGCGGCACGCCUUACACACACACAUAGACGCGCGCACGCCUCACACACACACACACACACGCACUUGCUGAGCUGAGUGCAGUGCCACUGAGAUACUCCGCAGAAGAGAGAGAGAGAGAGGCACAUGCUAUCUGAGGGACCUUCAUUAAUGCGCUCUCCUUUGUUCCUCUGCGUGGCUCUGUUUUUCCAUCCCUUGUUUUUCUGCCGGUGAUAUUUGUCCUUGUUUGGGAGGAGACGGUGCCAUGCCGGGGGAAACGGCACAUAGAGACAGCCCGUCUACUGGACUUCUGCACAACACACACACGGACACACACACGGGGUUGCCUGGACCAGACAAGACCAGAAAUGCCUCCAGCUCUUCAAGCUCCACCCCUACUGACAGCAGCUCCACGCCCACUGACAGUGGCUCCACCCCUUCCCCCAGCACAUCUCCACAGCUCACGUUGCCUCAGUACAGCCCCUUUGGACCCCGGCUGGUCAUGGCAAAACCCAGCACCAGCGCCCCCCGGCCGCAGCCUGAGGGGGCUAGCUUCGACUCCGACGGCCGGCGCGGAACCGUGGGCCGCCUGACCGGCAAUUUUGGCAAAGGCCCCUGCCGGCGCGGACCGGUCAAGAUGGAGAGAAUAAAAGUGCUGAUGGGAGCGGAGAUUGAGAGCGACUACCAGGAGCCAGAGAGCAUGGACAGUCGCGUGGUCAUGGGACAGGAAACCCUGCUGAGGAACAUGGACAAGCAGGAAGCACCUCUCCCGUCACAGCUGACGGAGUCCGUGAAAGAGCUUGCGAGUAAGGAUGCCUCAUCCACCCCAGCCUCCACAGUUAUUUUUGACUGCCAGGUGAAAGAGGGCGAAGAGGCCGGUCUGGACACUGGUCAAGAGAGCGACGUCCGGGACCGCAGAGAGAGCGCAACUCCAACACCAGAGGAGGAGUGCGAGGCCACAGCACAGCUCCUGGAGUGCCCUGUCCUCGAGCCAAAGGAAUCUGAGAGUGUGGGAUGGACAGAUUGCAGUGGUGGUCCCCUGCUGGAGGAGCAGGUGGAGGCUCUGUCUCUGUCUCUGUCUCAGGGUGAAGUGCCUUCCUUAUCCUUUUCUGAACCUUCCUAUGCAGUUGACCCGCAACGAGUCGGCAUGCUCCCCGGCCUGGACCCCGACCGCUACUACACGGCUCCAUCCACGCCUAUUAAGAUGGCCUACUGCUCGCACCUGAGGAACCAGUGGCAGCCCGGGUCCCUCAGUUCAGGACCAGCAUCCCCCACAGACGAGUCCUCUGACCUGUGCUCGCCUCCCACGUCCCCCUCUGGGUCCUACAUUACAGCCGAAGGGGGCAGCUGGACAUCCUCCUACACGUCCAGCACCUCCCACUCCUGCUCGCCAAAUUUGAUCACGGAGGCCGAGCUGCAGGAGGCACCUGCCUGCUACGUGGGCUCGCUGUCAGAGAUCGGCGACGAAAUGGGAGAGGACCACACCAGCGCCAGCGUCUCAAAGGUAGACGCCAGGAGCAAGCCUCCUGGGGCCCUGUUCUUUGGGUUGGAGGAAGACGAGGAAGGAGAAUGUCAAGCUCAGUGGAUGACUGAAGAGGUCUCACCUCCACACAGAAGCUGCAAUGAAAGGAGCACAGACUCGCAAGGGGAGAAGGAACAGGAUUAUCGUGAGGUUUCUGCAGUGCCUACAGAAAGCCAAGGGGCUGCUGAGAAGCCCCAGGUGCCCAGGGAAGAUGAUCAUGAUGACCCCGACGCAGAUCUGGAGUUUGACCUGAAUGCAUGUGUCUCUGAACACUUUGCGAGACAUGACGCUCCCCUUAGCCCCGAGGAGGACUUUGGUCCGGCGAUGGUCUCCUCUCUCCCCUUUUUGCAGCAUUUGGCAAUGGGUGCCAUCCCCGUUACUGCGGACACAGGUAGCAUGACUCCUGCUACUUGCUCAUCAGAGGUGUCUGACACGGAUAACAACAGCCUGUAUGGAGAUAUGAACUCACCCUCUCUACACUACCACGGAUGCUCCAAUGACGAUGGGCCAUGCGGAGAUGGAAUGAUCCUGGCCUCCAUGCUGCCUCCACACGCCAGUUUGAUCUUCCAGGCUGACGCGAUGGAGAUCACUCUCUUCCCGACCGAGGAUGAGCCUGCGAAUGAUGUUGAUGCUUAUGCGGCCGGGGAGGAUGAGGGAGAUGUGGAUGAUGAUGAUGAGGACGACGGUGAAGAUGAAGAAGAUGCGGAAGAGGAAGGGGAAAAUGUGGUGGAGGUAGAGGAGGCCACAGGAGUGUCACCAGAGGAUGCGAAGGGGGUUGAGGAUCCUGCCGAGGAGGACACGUCUGCAUCAUUCCUGAACUCGCUCUCAGAGAAUUCCAUUAACGAGGGUGUGGAUGAGUCCUUCGCCUACCAAGAUGACACUGAGGAGUCAGUGGAUUCUGCCUCGUACAACGGAGAUGAGGACGAGAAGCUGUACAGCACAGAGAGGCAUGCUGAACUUGCCCAGAGCUUCCCUGGACCAGAUGACCCUGUGCAGGAUGUAGCUGCGGCCCAUGCACGCCCAGAAUCCUCUGGGAGUGAAAGCGAAAUGGAGAUAUCCUCUGGGUCCUCAGAUCCCCCUCCUGCUAAGGAAAGUCAAACUCCAGUAGACAACAGUGUUGAGUCUCGGUUUCUGCCCGACACCAAACAGUUGGAGAUGCACCCAGAAGAGAAUGAACACUCAACUGCCCCCCCAUUGGAGAUGCAACCACCUGUAGAAGAAACAAAACAAAAUGACUGCAAAGACAGUAGUUUGUCAGAUGAGCCCCCAACAGACAUGGGCAACAAAAUAGCUGAGGACAGUGGUUUGCAACUUUCACAGACAGAUGAGUUGCAGUCAGCAAAAUUCACUGCAAUCGAUGAAAACCUACUCCCCACAGAACCAAUCCAGGAGUCUGCUGACAGCAUCAGCAAGCUGGAUCCCUGCCUCCUCGGUGCUGCUGCAGCUGAUCUGGGAUAUGAGACUAAUUUCAAUAUGGAUCUGGAGCUUGAUAAUCAAAACGGCAACAUUGAGCCAAUUGAAAUCCCCCUGGAUGAGACUGCCACAAAUGACCUCAAUAAAGGGGUCCCGUUGCUGGCCUAUCCCAAAGAUGACUGCAGUCCCAGCAAUAUCCCAGUGUGUGCCUACCCAGAGCUUUCUGACUUCCCUGACAAUCUGACGCCUGCAGAUGUCUCACCAACCGAGCGUUUUCUUGACCAGGACAACCUCUCAGAGAAUCAGCCAGGUGCAGAUGACUUUAGUCUGGACCCACUCAACCUGUCGGGCUCACCUUACAGCAUUCUCACAAUUUCACCCAAGAAGGAGAACUCGGACAGCAACAUAUCCAAGGAGGAACACCACCCAACAACAUGGACUCCAGGGGCGGCAUUAUCACUGAAUGAGUGCUGUGAUUUCGAUGCAGAAAAUGUACUGAUGUGUGAAGUCACCAAUUCUUUGACUACCAAGACAAGUUGUGAUAGUACUGGAGAUGGAGAUGACAACAUCAGUCUGUCUGAUCUGCCUGAGAAAAUGACAGAUGUUGAUGUUGGUGUUCUGGAAUCUAAUCUGGCUAGCUGGAAGUCCAUUGAGGACCUAUCAGAGGCAGGAGGUGGGGAAGGCGGAAGCUCUCAGUUUCCAGAGGAUGACAUCAACAACCUUCAAAAUCAGGACAGAAGCUCCCUUACAACAUACCAAUCCAACAAAGACACAGAGGACGCAGCAGGCUACACAGAAAAGUCAGAUAUGCUGUUGUUAUCCAGUACAAAGCCUAAAUGUCUGGAAUUCAACAUUCUUUCAGAUGAUGUGCUGAAAGAGGAAACACACUCAGAAUUAAAUAUUGCGGGGGAGGAAUGUGUUUCAAAGUUAUCUGCAGGAGAGGCAACAACCCUAAAUAUACCUGCAGAGGAGGCACUGCCAGACAAUGAUAAAGCAUCUGAAACCUCCUCCAUUCAGACUUUAUGCAUAGAUGGUGCUGGAGUCAACAAUGAAAAAACAGAGAAUUUACCCACAACUCCUUUGUCAGCAUCCCCAGAUGUGCCUGAGGUUGAGAAGCCAAUUGACAUCUCAGACACAUUCAACAAUUUGAAUGUUUCCAUGGACCAAAACGCUGACAUGACCAGACAUGUUAUCCAGACAGAGAGUAAACCUAUUGUGCAAGAAAAGGACAUGGUCUUCUCAUUAACUGGAGGUUCGUUUGGCAACUUCAAGCCCAAAAAGAAAUCAAUCGACAGGAAGCCUGAAGCACCUUCAUCAAAUAUCAUUGAUGCAGAGAGCAAGGAUGCAUCAACCAGCACCACCCAGAAGUCCCCAGCAGAAGAACAAACACUGACUGUCAGCACAUUGGAAGAUUCUCAGACUGUCAGUGCCAGAAGCGAAGCCAAGGAACAUGGAGGAGGAGUGGAUGUUGGCAGACAAAUCGACACACCAAAGACUAUUGUGGCCUUUAGGGAACAGGAUGACAUGGGAGAUGUGCAAAUCUCAGGGAAGAGUUCUGAUGAGGAGUGCACAGGAAAAGAAUCUCCUAAACAGGAAGCUAUUACAGAAACAGUUGCACAUGAUUUGGUCAUGUCUCAGACAGAGAGAACAGAGGCCAAACAAAAUCAAUUUGGCAAACAACCUGGUUCCAAUCAUGGCAAUGAAGAAAACAUAAAAGGUGAAGGGUGCUCUGAGAGUCGAACAUGUAGUCAACUUCAUAUUGAGCAUGAGGUGACAGCUGUUCAGAAACCACAAUCAAAUAAGGAGUCUCCUCAGGAGCUAAGCAUGAUGGAAGACACAGCUACGAGAGACUCUGUCAUCCUACAGGAUGAAAAGAGUACCGAGGACAAGGAGCCAACAAACUUUGAUGAAAUGGAACAUACAGAGCAUGAUGACAAACUAGAAGUACAUGACAACUGUGUCACAAAGCAAACAGAUGCUAAUGAGGCCACCUCAGCCAAAGAGGAGGAACCUGACACUGGGAGAAGCAGACUUACAACAUUAGAAAGAAGUAGGUCAGAGCAGACCAUUUCAGCUGUAGUUGUGGAAUCUUGUCUUGAAAAUGAAAGGCAACCCUUGCUUCAAAAGCAAAGCCCCAGCCCAGAAGCCUCCUCGAUAGAAGCACAGAUGCAGUCGUCAGAAAGGGAAGUCCUUACUAGUGACACAUUAGAGGCAACCCCAGAAGUAGCAUGUCCAAUGAGAAACACAAGAGACAUUAAUGACAACCACAUUGAGAGUGUCCAAUCGUCUAGUGCGAGCCUUCUCAUUUCAACACCAUCUCUAGGUUCCCCAGCCCCUCCACAGUCCCUACCUACAGCCUCCUCGUCAUCUCCCUGCAUCUCAUUGGACGACCUAGAAGAAGAUCUGUACACUGCUAUUCAAGAGUGUCAGCCAAAGAUCCGUAGCUCAAAAGCAAAAAAACAGUCUUUGGUAUCCCGUACCCCUCCUUCAGUCUCCUCUACCAGUGAGACCAUAUCAUUUCCAGUCCAGGAAAGCCUUAAAGAGGGGCAGGGGAAAGCAGAGCUGAUUACUCUACAGUCCACAAAAAGUCACGGGAAAGAUGCAGUUAAAAACAGCAUCAUCUCCACAGAUGGCACUGAUGAUUUACCCAGUCAUACUCCAGGAAACAAGAAAAAGAGCUUCACGCCCAUACAGUCUACUUCGUCCAAUCAGAAGACUCAUCUACCAUCCAGUGCCGCCCCUCAGUCUUCAACACAUGUCACACAUCUGCCAGACAACGAGAAAUACAGACAGACUGGUUGCACGCUCAGUUACAAUGACAAGUAUUCAGACUCCAUGGAUGUGUCUUUCAGAAACAAUUUGGGUUCCUGUAAUGACUCGGACAGUGAUGCCUCGGUUCCAGGGCUGGAGGAGCCAGAUGGGGCACUACUCAGACCAUCGGAUCCACAGUGUUCCUCUGCAUCUCCUGCUGAUGAGAAUCUAAACAAGGCGAAGCAGAGUCGCAGUGAGAAGAAAGCACGCAAGGCCAUGUCUAAAUUGGGCUUGAAACAGAUCCAUGGUGUGACCCGCAUCACCAUCAGGAAGUCCAAGAACAUCUUGUUUGUCAUCAGCAGACCUGACGUCUUCAAAAGUCCUGCCUCUGACAUCUACAUUGUCUUUGGAGAAGCUAAGAUUGAGGACCUGACGCAGCAGGUCCAUAAGGCUGCUGCAGAGAAGUUUAAGGUGCCCCUGGAGCCAUCUCCUCUCAUCCCUGAUGUCCCCCCCAGCCUCACCAUCAAAGAGGAGAGUGAGGAGGAAGAGGUGGAUGAAGCAGGACUGGAGCAGAGAGAUAUUGAGCUGGUGAUGGCUCAAGCUAAUGUGUCCCGCGCUAAAGCUGUCCGUGCACUGCGCCACAACAAGAACGACAUCGUCAACGCCAUUAUGGAGCUGACCAUGUGAGAGGAGGAGACCCUGCCUGAGCCUGCUGGCUACACUUUGGCCCAUAUCGCUGCUAUGUUGCACCCCUACUGAUCCCAUUUCCUGCUAAAUAAAAUUAUAUAAACACUCAAA